Hydra vulgaris (swiftwater hydra) is the source of this 1078-nucleotide messenger RNA. Its product is annotated as putative leucine-rich repeat-containing protein DDB_G0290503. The record is from RefSeq and is a predicted model, not a curated record. NCBI's taxonomy places the organism in Eukaryota, Metazoa, Cnidaria, Hydrozoa, Anthoathecata, Hydridae.
GUUAAAAUACAUUUAUAAGUUAAUGAAUAAGCGUAUAUAAAAUUACCAAAAAAGCGUAUAUAAAAUGUCAGAAAAUCUAGAAGUUGUAGAAAGUACUAAUGAAGAAGUUAAAGUAAAUGCUAAUGAAAAGUUGCGUUUGCAAUGCAUUGAGGGAAAAAAAGAAAUUAGGAGACUCGCUAAAGUCAUUGAAGAUUUACAAAACCAAUUAACUGUUACUCAGAACCGUCUCUGUUACUCAGAUGAAAAACUUUUGAGAGUGGUUUCAGCAGGUGAGGUUUUGCAAAACAGUAAAGGCGAAGAAUACGUCAUAGUCACGAAAAAUUAUUUUGAAGAGAUAGAAAGCGAACGCAAAAAAAUUCAACAAAACAUAUAUGAAACAUCAGAAAGCAAUUUAAACAAAAGAGAAAUGAUAGAAAUGCGACGACAAGAAACCGAUGAACGUAUGCAGCAACUAAACGAAAAAGAUGAACGAAGAUUACAAAUAGAAAAACAACAACAUCAGUUAAAGGAUAUGCUGAAAGAAGUCCGACAGCUUCUGGAACAAACUGAGUGUGCACUAAAAGAAGAAAUGUCGGCGAUGAAAGAUGAAAAAAAAGAACUAAAAAAGCUCUUGCAAGAAAAAGUAAACCAAGCAAAAUUUCAUGAAGAAAAUGGAGAUGAAAUAAAAGCAAAAAUCAACGAAAAAAACAAAGAAAUUGAAGAUUUAAAAGAAAAUUUAAUUGAAAACGCACGCCUUGUUGACCUAAAACAAAAUGCAAUCAAUGCUUCAAACAAAGAAUCAAAUGUUUUGAGGCUAAAAAUAAAAGACAUAGAAAUUGAGAUAGAAGAAAAACAACGUGAAAUUCAAGAACACAAAGACUGGUUGGAACAACUGAAAUUUCGGGAGAUUGCAACAUACAAGGAGAAAGACGAACAACUAGAAAAACAAAAAAAGAAAAUCGAAGAAAAAAAUUUGAAACUUGCAGAACAAAAAGAAAUCCACUCAAAGCUAGACAAAGAACUCAAAAACAUCAGAAGAAGAUCAUUAAAUUGGAAAUAAUUUUUUUAUUUAUUUAUCUAACCAAUUUUUUAAUUUGAA